ACACAACACCGGUUUGGAUAUGAGGUCAUUUCAAGAAAGAAAGUCGCCAUGCUGGGAAAUAAAAGACGUAGGAAACCUCUGCAGGAUGCUGAGCAUCACAUUACCUGUAAAACUGACAAGCCUGGGCUUCGAGAGCAGUUCAUCAGCAAAUAUAAAGGGCGUGGAGUUUUCACCACUGGAGCUUUUUUCAGAGGUGAUUUUGUUCUUGAAUACAGAGGUGAACUUCUGAGUUCACAGGAGAGUCUGGACCGAACUGAACACUACACUGAAGCUGAGAACACGUUCCUGUUUGAUUUUCAGUGGCAUGGCAAAAAUUGGUGCAUGGAUGCAUCUAAAGAAGACUCGUCUUUGGGAAGACUUGCAAACGAUGAGACCAGAAAUCCUACUUGCAAAAUGAGAACCGUUGAAGUGAGCAGAAAACCUCACCUGUGUCUGUUUGCUGUACGAGACAUUCUACCAGGAGAGGAAAUCACUUACAAUUAUGGAGACUCAGAUUGGCCAUGGCGAGUCAAGACUUUGAAUAAAGCAUCAGAAUCCACUGAUAAAAAGCCAGCCAGCAGUUUGCGCCUGCAUAAAUCCCCCCAUUGUGCAGUUUCUGUUUCCUCUCCUGAACUGGACAAGGUAAACAGCAAUGGUCCUCAUAAGCAGUCAGGCAAAUCAAGAACAUCAAGGAAUAAAACGAAGCAGUUCCGAUCAAGACUGUUACAGUCAUCCUCAGUCGCAUCCACAUCUGAUGCACCCUCUUCAUCGGCACCCUGUGCUUUGUUCACCUCUAUAAUGGCCUUAUCAACCUCAUGCCCUCCUGCCCUGUCCUCAUCACCGUCAACCACCACCUGCGCCACCCACGUCACCUUCAACCUCGCCUCCCUCAUCCUCAUCCUCAGCCCUCAUCACCUCAUCUGA
Molecule: messenger RNA, 903 nt
Organism: Carassius auratus (goldfish)
Lineage: Eukaryota; Metazoa; Chordata; Actinopteri; Cypriniformes; Cyprinidae
Product: histone-lysine N-methyltransferase set-1-like
Exons: 8
Coding region: 49-903 (284 amino acids)
Biological process (GO): regulation of DNA damage response, signal transduction by p53 class mediator; regulation of transcription by RNA polymerase II
Cellular component (GO): polytene chromosome; nucleus
Molecular function (GO): protein binding; histone H4K20 methyltransferase activity; transcription regulator activity
Source: RefSeq, a predicted model, not a curated record